GUCGUUUUGAAACAAGGUAGGGGUCGUAAUUACAUCGCUAUACUGCUACGACUUGAAAGCGCUGCUUUCCUGCUCGAUAAACACCGUUUUAGAUUUACAAUGCUGUCGCAAUCCCGCCGUGGUUUUGCCAUUAUUGGUGGGUUUUAGUCAAUUUGAAAGUACGAUACGAAUUUUGCAUUUUUUAACUUCUAAAAGCUUUUAUCGUUAAAAAGCCUGAUUCAAUACAACAGCACCUAAUUAAUUGGUAUUAUCUCAUACACCCGCUCAUAUCCUCACCUGGAUUAGGCUUUGACAUUUAAUACGGGAAACUAGCGAAAAUUAGGCUAUACCAGCGCCGUGCCUACAACGCGGAAAGCUCAUCGUCCACAAAGUGUUGGGAAAUAUUUUCUCUACAAUAAGUAAAAGGGGGAUCCGAAAUAGAAAUAGAGGAGAAUGAAAACCCUUAGCCUCCCAGCCCCGCCGCCCUCCUUUGUCCAGAGGAAGGAGACCAUACUAGCGCAGUUGGCGGUGCCGGAGCAGGAGUACACGGACGCUUCGCCGAAGGGCUCGGUGGAUGAGGGGAUUAGGGAGCUGAUUAACGAGAUUAAUGGGCUAGAUGGGUUUGUUACGACGAGUAGUUGCGCGGGGAGGGUCAGUGUGUUUCGUGAGGGGAGGAGGAAGGGGGGUGAGGCGCGGGGGGAUGGAGAUGAGGAGGGAGAGGGGAGGAAGUUGGCGGGGGUGGGUGGGAAGGGCGGUGGUGGGAACUGGUUGUUUGUUUCUCAUGAUCCGGUUCCACUGGAGAAUGGAGGCGGGGAUAUGCGGCUGGAUUGGGAGGGUUUGUUGGGUUUGAAGGGGGGUUGUGAGAUGGAAGGGAGGGAAGUCGGGGAUGGAGGAGAGGGUGGUUUAAGAGUGGAGGCUACGAGGCUUGUCCAUUUCAAAUUCGAGCCUAUGAUACUUCAUGUUUUGACGGCAUCCCCUGAACACGCCCAGCUGCUCCUCCGGUGCGGUUUACAGGCUGGUUUUAGAGAAAGUGGUGCUGUCAGCUUGACUGCGGCUGUGGGAGAGCAGCAUGCUACCCCGAUGGUUGCCAUCCGGUCCAUGGGUCUUUCGUUUGAGUCUCUGAUCGGAUAUCAGGCUGGCGAUGGGGGCCAGAUACAAUGUACGGUAACUUCGGCUUAUUUGCGAACUCUCAUCGAUAUAGGUAAUGAGCGAUUUAUCGAGAACACCAAAAGAAUCGAAAGGUUCCGAACGGCUCUUGCGGAGGCAACUAAACCUUCUAAUAAGAACGGGGAUGUGUGGGAAGACGCAGAAACCCGGAGACGGAGGAAAAGAGAAGAAGGGUUAAGGAGAAGAGAUAUGUUGGAGAAACAAAAGAUCGACGAUACCAAAGCUGUGGAUGUGGAAAACGAGGCCUUAGAUAUACCCCUUGAUGUAAACCUCACAUAAAUCACCUUUCACACACGUAUCA
Molecule: messenger RNA, 1447 nt
Organism: Annulohypoxylon maeteangense
Lineage: Eukaryota; Fungi; Ascomycota; Sordariomycetes; Xylariales; Hypoxylaceae
Product: methyltransferase TYW3-domain-containing protein
Exons: 2
Coding region: 433-1425 (330 amino acids)
Biological process (GO): tRNA methylation
Cellular component (GO): cytoplasm
Molecular function (GO): tRNA methyltransferase activity
Source: RefSeq, a predicted model, not a curated record